Lampris incognitus (smalleye Pacific opah) is the source of this 329-nucleotide messenger RNA. RefSeq names its product calcium/calmodulin dependent protein kinase II inhibitor 1 (gene camk2n1). Gene Ontology annotation, biological process: negative regulation of protein kinase activity. Gene Ontology annotation, molecular function: calcium-dependent protein kinase inhibitor activity; protein kinase binding. The transcript has 2 exons. The coding region runs from base 1 to 243 and encodes 80 amino acids. NCBI's taxonomy places the organism in Eukaryota, Metazoa, Chordata, Actinopteri, Lampriformes, Lampridae. The record is from RefSeq and is a predicted model, not a curated record.
AUGUCGGAAGUGCUGCCGUUCAACGAGGAAAAAAUGAGUCAUUAUGGAAAUGAGGGCGACGAGGGACACCUUUCCUUCACCUGUCGUCUUCAAGACACCAACAACUUCUUCAGCGGCUCGCAGAAUAAGCGCCCGCCGAAACUCGGACAAAUAGGCAGGAGCAAGCGGGUUGUGAUCGAGGAUGAGAAUGGCGAUGAAGAAGCGCUGAAAAAUGGAACAGAGAAGACCCCUGCAGAGGCUUAAAAACACUGUUCUCACCACCCCAAAAAAACACUAUUGAAAUUUUUUAUGGCGAUAUUUACCAAUUUUAACCCAAAGACACUGUAUAU